AUGCGGCUGACGAGAUUAUUCUACUCGACGUUACUGAUAGGAAUACUGCAGAUCAAUCAUCCUUUUAUGUCAUUUGCUUACUGUGAAAAAUCGGCUCGGCUUAAGUGCAGGAAGGCGAUGCAGCUAACGAUGGCAGAGGACCAAGUCGAGGUAGUGAAGUCAGUCAGUCCCGGUGAUGAGGCGACGAAGCGUGACAACGAUUCAGAUCAGGUGGCGCUGGAAUCCGUCGACCAGGAUCUACAGGGGUCAACACCGGUACAGUCUUACCCACAGCACAUCCCGCCACCCCUCGGGCACGGACCUGGAGGCUUGGGUGGUCCGGUUCUGGCCAAACAUGGUCCUGGUCCGCAACAUGGUCCACUCCCACAUCAUGGACCUCCGAUGCCGCACGGACCGAGCAGAGCAUCCCUGGGUCUUGGGCAACCGUUUGGGCCACCACCACCACCACCGCCGCCGCAGGCUCUUCCAGUGGCCCACGCAUACCACGGACCACCACCUCCUCCACCACCCGGUACCUUGAAGGCCCAGGCCAGCGAGCUGAUCCCGGAGAAGCUGUACGGAGCGCCACCUGCCGGCAACGAACUGUGGUCCUCACCGCUACAGGACAUGCCGAAGAUCGUAUCGCUGGACGUGAAGUGCGAGAAGCAGGGCAUGAAGGUGUUCGUCCAGUUUGACAAGCCAUUCUUUGGCAUCGUCUUCUCGAAGGGGCACUACAGCAACGUGAACUGCGUCCACCUGCCGGCCGGUCUCGGCAAGACGUCCGCAUCCUUCGACAUCGGCAUCCACGAGUGUGGUACCGCCGGCAACACCGACAACGUCCUGUACAACGGCUACUCGGGCACGGACACGAACGCGGGCUCGUACUUCGAGAACAUCAUCGUGCUGCAGUACGACCCACAGGUACAGGAGGUGUGGGAUCAGGCGCGUAAACUCCGCUGCACCUGGCACGAUCAGUACGAGAAGUCGGUGACAUUCCGCCCAUUCCCGGUGGACAUGCUGGACGUGAUCCGGGCGGACUUUGCGGGUGACAAUGUCGGCUGUUGGAUGCAGAUCCAAGUCGGCAAGGGUCCGUGGGCGUCCGAGGUGUCGGGACUUGUCAAAAUCGGCCAGACAAUGACGAUGGUGCUCGCGAUCAAGGACGACGAUAGCAAGUUUGACAUGCUGGUGCGCAACUGCAUGGCACAUGAUGGCAAGCGUGCCCCCAUCCAGCUGGUCGAUCAGCGCGGUUGCGUAACCCGCCCGAAGUUGAUGUCCCGCUUCACCAAGAUCAAGAACUUCGGUGCGUCAGCCUCGGUGCUGUCGUACGCGCACUUCCAGGCAUUCAAGUUCCCCGACUCCAUGGAGGUGCACUUCCAGUGUACGAUUCAGAUCUGCCGCUACCAGUGCCCGGACCAGUGCACCGACCCAGGUGUCCUUGACGUCCAUCACCUCUCGGGUGGACCUGAACACCAGCAGUACGGGCCUCCACCGCCACCGCCACCCGCACAGUCCCUAGACGCGCACGUUUUCGCCUCAAACCGGAAGCGGGAUGAUCGGAGGAUUCGUCGCACGCGUGCCACCGGAACUGAGCAGAAGGAAGACGUCGGAUUGAACCGUGUGAUCCGUGUGGUAUCUCCCGGAGACCUCACCUUCCCAAUUGGACCCGGUACAUCGAACGACACUGACGCGGCUGCCACGAUGGUGUUCUCCGCUCGCGAGGAAGGACUCAUCUGUAUGACGACGCCUGGCUUCACCGUCACCAUCGUAGUGCUGCUGUCGAUUUUGCUCGCUUCGUGCGUCACGUCCGCGUUCCUGUGCGUACGUCUGAAGCCGUUCUCGCUUUCACUCGCCAAGGAGCGGUCGGUGGCAUUCACCAACCCACAUUUGGCUCCACCAGGACCUGCUAGUGUCCUUGCGAGUGGGUCUGGAUCGAUCGCGGGCACGCUUAAACCGGCAAAGGCGGCCAGUACGGCCUCUAAAGCGCGCAUGUUCUACACCUGA
This is a messenger RNA of Anopheles nili, 1980 nucleotides long. RefSeq lists its product as uncharacterized. Bases 1 to 1980 code for a protein of 659 amino acids. The transcript is spliced from 4 exons. NCBI's taxonomy places the organism in Eukaryota, Metazoa, Arthropoda, Insecta, Diptera, Culicidae. The record is from RefSeq and is a predicted model, not a curated record.